GGUCGCGUGACUCGCGUCUCACUGUCUCGUCUUUCUUUAGUUUCUUGCUGGAUUCAACUAACUCUCAUCAAACCUUUUUGGUUGUUCGUUUUCUUUUCUUCCUUUAACCAAAGGGACCAAACCAGUCGGUUGGAUCUAUCUUGUUCCUCCUUGCCAUUUUCAUAUUUGUUUUAUUUAUCGUAAUCGCAAAUUCGAAAUCGUACUUAAGAUUUUGUUGACUCCGAUGUGUUUGCAGAUGAGCUGCUGAACGUUAAAUUUUGGAGGAAGAGAUUAGUAGUAAGUAGUAACUGUUCUCUUCGUUGGUUGUUCAAGAUUUAAUUUUGUGUUUUGGGGUUUCUUCACCUCCCUCCUAAGUCUAAGUAGUACUUUACCACUCGUAAACUUUUACCUGUUUUUUUGUUUUCUUGGGUUUGUAUUUGGUAACUUUGUUUCUUCAUAGAGUCGACAAUUUGUUUUUGGGCCUUUUUUUUUUUUUGGGUUUCUUGGGAGGCGGGGUGGAGGAGUGGGGAGAGGGGAUUGCAAAGGAUUUGCUCACUGCCGAUUGUAAAAUUAUAAUCCUAUUCCUAGUGACAGAGAGGAAACAACUUGAAUGGUUUAAUAAUCCUUCAUUACUGUAUUCGAUACCCCCGCGGAGAAGUGAAAAUUAGCUGCUACAGUUGAGGGAUAAAUGAAAGAAAAUGUUGUUCCAAACCCAGAGGCAGGAUCACAAGAAACUAGUGUGGCCCUAGGAGCUGACGCUGCCGGUAAUUCAUGUCAUGUUGAAAAGCAGAGCUUGGAUGAAAAAAGAAACCAUGCCUCAUCGGAGCAUUUAGCCGUCCCAGAAGAAACCCCGCUUACCAUUUUGGUUUCUCAUCAUCCUGAGUCGUUGCAUCAGCACGGUGAUCGGAUUGCAAAUCCAGCCCCUGAGACUGAGCUCAACCAGAACGCCUAUCUGGGUAAGGACUCUCCUAAGAAGCCUGACUUAUCCAGGGAUCCUAGUUCUCAUGAACAAUGCAGAGUAUGUCAGCAGGAGAAGGACGACACUUUGAUAGACUUAGGAUGCCACUGUCGAGGUGGACUUGCAAAAGCACAUGAAUCCUGCAUAAACACCUGGUUUAGCAGUAGAGGAUCAAACAGAUGCGAGAUUUGCCAGCAAGUAGCUGGAAAUGUUGCAGUUCCAGAAUCCCAGGCAAGUGCAAGUUAUUGGGUAUGGAGAGUAGGCCCUGCUCAUAGAGGAAGAAGUAUUGGACAAGGACGUGAAAGGGGUUGUUUUGGUCCUCUUUGGGUGGCUUUCUCAAUUCUGAUUGGCGGUCUUCUGUUGGAUGUACUUAUAUCAAUCACCCUCGGUGUCUCAGCACUCCCUGUAAAUAUUAUUAUUGGAGUAAUCGUUGUUUUGGGGCUAGGAACUGCUCUUCGGCUUGCAUUCGAGUUCUGCAACGAAUGGAGUUUAAGAAGAGUAGUGCACAGGGUGGAAGCAAAUGCCAGUAUGGGGUAUCAUCCUGCAUUGUAGACUAACUUGUACAUAAAUAGAUGCCAGCGGCAAAUGUUUGCUGUCAGCAGAAGAUAUUCAAGAAUUGGCACUCUGUUGGAUCUCUCUUCCUGCUCUACAUGGCCCGUUGAACCCUUUGGGAGAGAGAUGGAGAGCAUGUGGAUUAGGUUCUAAGUUGCUCCUCUUCUUCUUCUUCUUCCUUCCUCUUUAUUUUUUUUUUUUUUUACCCUUUGCUUCAUUUGAUGGUACACUACAUGUUGUCCUUGGACGGGUGAAUUGAGCUGGAUUUUGGGUAAUGUUCAAGUUUUGCUUUAAACUUGGGAUGUGCAUUUCCCUUUCCUGUGUAUGGGCUUUAAGUCGCAAAUGGAAUUCGAUUACCUGCGUCA
Coffea eugenioides is the source of this 1854-nucleotide messenger RNA. RefSeq names its product E3 ubiquitin-protein ligase MARCH3. Gene Ontology annotation, molecular function: zinc ion binding. The coding region runs from base 668 to 1489 and encodes 273 amino acids. The record is from RefSeq and is a predicted model, not a curated record. NCBI's taxonomy places the organism in Eukaryota, Viridiplantae, Streptophyta, Magnoliopsida, Gentianales, Rubiaceae. The transcript has 6 exons.